Nasonia vitripennis (jewel wasp) is the source of this 3291-nucleotide messenger RNA. It is a transcript of the gene PRAS40, whose product is annotated as lobe protein. The coding region runs from base 541 to 1740 and encodes 399 amino acids. Gene Ontology annotation, biological process: negative regulation of protein kinase activity; neurotrophin TRK receptor signaling pathway; negative regulation of TOR signaling. Gene Ontology annotation, cellular component: cytoplasm. The transcript has 9 exons. NCBI's taxonomy places the organism in Eukaryota, Metazoa, Arthropoda, Insecta, Hymenoptera, Pteromalidae. The record is from RefSeq and is a predicted model, not a curated record.
UUCUUCGGCGACUCUGUAUAGCAGCGCGCCUUGUUUACGUCUCUUUCUUUUUCUCUUUCUCUCUUUUUCGGGGGAGGCGCGCUCUCUACUCGUAAAAAAACAUCGGACCCUUUCGUUCCGCUGGGCUUUCCUCUCCUUAUUUUACGUGUGUCCGAAAAUCUCGUUCGAGACCUCUCUGUGUGCGUGUCCUCAAGGGGAGAGAUGCACACACAUCUCCGCGCCGCGGCUAUACCAUUAUAUUACGAGAGCUCGGCUUGAGAGAGAGAGAGAGAGAGAGAGAGAGAGAGAGAGAGAGAGAGAGAGUGAAACGACGACGAAUACCUAUUUCACUUUUCAACGGAUAUUUCUUGGCCCUUCGACCGUCGACUUGGAUAGUCACUCUUCUGCUGCGCCACGGAGAUCAUAAAAUUUAAUAUCAGAGAAAUAUUAGAAAAUGUCAUAAAGCAAACUCAUACAAAAUUAUAUAAGACUUUCUUACCAAACAAAAAAGACUGUUGACAAAAUAUUUUUGAAAAAAUUGUUGACUUCUAAAAGUAAAAAAUGUAUGCUACAUGCCGCUGUUUGAAUGUGUCCAUCAAAACUAAAGGAAAUGAAUUACAAAAUGUCAAUAUUGAUACUCUAGAACUAAGUGCAAGUGAGCAUGCUGAUGUGUUUUUUAAUAACAAUCUUGCUACGACAAAUGAGUUGGAAAAGAUCACAAAAGAGCAACCAGGCCUAGUAGAAGUUCGAAAUGUGGGUGCAUGGGCUAUUCAUCGAUGCUACAACUGUUUUAUGUUUACACAUGCAGUGCACAGAGAAUAUGGAGCUGCCUCGGUUUUGAUUAACACCAAUGUUAUUACAUCUGAUGAUGAAAUAGCACAAUUAAAAGCUAGUCCUAACUACAGUCCAGUCUUUAGGAUAGUAAUAGAUCACAGUAAAAUUGAUAAUCUGGAUUCACUUCAACCAUUAACUAAAUAUUCUGUAUCACAGUUAUCAAGUACCUUAAGAUUGGCUCUUGGGGGUUUAGAGCAACAACUGGAAGAAGCUAUUCAGAGGCAAGCCCUCCUGGUAGAUGAGAGAAUACGCGCAUUCACUCAGGAGCAGUAUCAAAUUUUAGAAGAGUUUAGGGAACGUGCUCAUAAUGAACAUGCUCUUCUUGCAAGAUUAAUCUAUAGUGAACAGCAAAACAUAGUUGGUUCUACCAAUUUAGAAACUCCACCUGCAACCCCUGAAACUGUCCAGCCAAGUAAACCUACCUCAGAAAAUGACGCUGUUGAUGCGACAGUGCAAUUCGAUUCUGGCAAUCCCGUGCUUCGUGAGCAUUCACCCUCAAAAUCAAACAAAGCUGUUCAUGCAAUUAAUGGUAUUCACAACAAUGAGACACGAACAAGGAAGUUGAGCAAUUAUGAUGGAGAAGCUUUAUUUAUGCUAGAAGGCAUGGAUGACACUCCAUUACCAAUAAGACAAUUGCAAGCUUCUGAUCAAGAAUCGGAUACCGACGAUUCUGGCAAUGAAGGAAUGCACAUACCAAGAAGUCAAAGGAGUGGUCAUCCAACGCUAGCCAAGUCGUUGCCUGUUACUGUGCCUACUUUUAAUACCUUUAGCCAACGUUUAAUGCAAGAUGACGAUGACGAACAGAUAUCUAGAAAUCCAAUUGAUCCUCAUAAUAUACAAGCUUCUAUAAAGGCCUUAGCCAAAAGCGUUCAUGGUGAUACAGUCUUUGGCGAUCUACCUCGUCCACGAUUUUCAACUCAAAUCUGACUUGACGAGCCUUAGGAUCGCUAUAAAGAUCCGAGAAAUCGGAAAUGUAAACAUGUGAUGUUAUUCUUUUUUUAUUACAAAUGACAUGUGUACGUCAAACGUUAAUUUUAGUUUUUUUGAUAUACGACAAAAUGACAGCAGCAUAUUAUAAAGUCGUAUUCUGAAAAACGACAAAUCACAUAUUUUAUUAUUAAGGAAAAACUGCUGUUAGUAUAGAUCUUAGAAAUUAUUUUCAAAAAUUUGUCAAACGCUACAAAGAAAGUCAGGUUAAUGAAGCGAAAGCGAUGUAUUCUAAGUGUUUUAUAUACUGUGCCGGUGAUGUAUAUGGAAGUAGCAUCUUGCUUGUUUUCAAUGAUGAUUGACUAUUUUUUUCUGAGUUAGUGAGUAUAGAAGUGUACGUUGAAAUAAUGAUACAACCCACCGUUUUUUUAGUAAGUUUAUAAGAAUAUUGAUGACUGUUAUAGAGAAAAAGAAAUUUAACCUCUUGUUUACAGGGACAGAGAUACCUUGAAUUUUUACAGCAUGUGUAUGUAUGAUAACAAAUUAUGAAGGGUUACUAUACUAAUUGUAUGAAGAUCUAUUUUAUAGUUUUUUUUUCAAUAAUAAGCUUUUAUCACAAUCAGCUUAUUAGGUGACUUACAUUUUGUAAACAACUGAAAACUUGUAAUCGUUUUCAUUUUAUUGUAUUAUUAGUAUAGUAUCCUUUCAAAAUUGAUAGAGAAAUUUAUUUUUUAACAAUUUCUAGUAUUGGGUGAUAAAAACAUUGUUAAUGAACUUUUUUUUUAAUAUUUAAUUGAAAUGACAUGAAUAUUUUUCUACUUAAUCAUUAAUAAAUUUAAUGACGUCCAUUCUAGAAUUUUGAUUCAUAUUGUUCUCGUUACUUUGUAGAUGAAAGAAAAAGUUUAUAUCUAAAAUUGUCAAUAAUUAAAUUUCAAAAAUCUGCGUCAUAUGAACUGUUUAAGGAUUACCUAUGGUCAAAUUAAGUUGUUUUUUUUCUUUUAUUGCUUUACUUUGCAAUCAUGCAUUUUUGCUUAUUUCUAACAGCUCUGCAUUUUUAACAUGUUUUUCACGGAUAAACCACUGAAUUCUUACUCAUUUUAUUAAAAUGUUUUUAAAGUAGACAGAAUUUAAGACAAAAAAUAUUUUUCAUACCUAAAAUUAUGUAAGAUAAAUAAUAAUCCGAAUUACGUAUAAUCGAUUGAAGUGUUCAAUGUCACACAAAUAUGCUAUUUGACUGUAGGUAUCCCUUAUUAAUUCCUAAGAUUUGUAAGGUGUUAACUUCACUUAAACAUAUUUUUUUCGUUAGCAACUCUUGACUGAUCCUCUAAUACUCAUAGCGAGAAACACAAUUACACACAUACAGAUACAAAUUGAAGAAGUUUAAGUCGCUAAACAACGAGUUAAUCGGUAUAUGUCCUGUAGGCCAAAAUAUCAAAUGUGAAUACAAUAAAAAAAAAGUAUGAAAAAUCCAAACAGGUUGAAGUAAUUGCAUAUCUUAACCGUUUGCAAGCUAUUCAUCGCGGAUAGGCUGAAAUAAAGCGAUUGUUAUAA